AUACCAAUCAAACACGACAGUCUCAACAAUCAAAAGCUUCAAAUUUUUCAUUGUCAAGAAUUCUCAAAAUGGCUAGAACAAAGCAAACAGCUAGAAAAUCCACCGGAGGAAAAGCUCCUAGAAAGCAACUGGCGACGAAAGCAGCAAGGAAAUCAGCUCCAGCCACCGGAGGAGUGAAGAAGCCACACAGAUUCCGUCCAGGAACAGUAGCGUUACGUGAAAUCAGAAAGUAUCAAAAAAGCACAGAGCUUUUGAUCCGUAAGCUUCCUUUCCAGAGAUUGGUUCGUGAGAUAGCUCAAGAUUUCAAGACGGAUCUUAGGUUUCAGAGUAGUGCAGUCGCAGCUCUUCAAGAAGCAGCUGAAGCUUAUUUGGUUGGAUUGUUUGAAGAUACUAAUCUUUGUGCUAUUCAUGCUAAGAGGGUUACGAUUAUGCCUAAGGAUAUUCAACUUGCGAGGAGGAUUAGAGGUGAGAGGGCUUAAGAUUUGAAGAAGAUGAAGAAGAAAAACAAUGGUCUAGUGUAGAUUUGCUUGUUUGCUCUCAUAAGAUUUGUAGAUUCAUGUUUUAGAUUUGGUUUUGAGUUUUCUUAGUCUUUUGUUCUGAAGUGUCUUCCAGAUGUUCGAUGAAAUGCCCAAAUGAAAAUUUAAUCUACUUUUGCAACUUUCUAAGAAUCAGUCUUCAGUUUAACUUAUUAGAUUUGCAAUUGAAGUUGUCAUUUUGGUUGUAACUUAUUUGUAUAUUGUUACAUCUGUAUUCAGGUCUUAGUGACUUGUGUCAAAAUGGUUCUAAUUUAUUGACCAAAGCAGGGUUAAUCAUUUUAUUUUCCUGCAGCAUAA
Molecule: messenger RNA, 833 nt
Organism: Arabidopsis thaliana (thale cress)
Lineage: Eukaryota; Viridiplantae; Streptophyta; Magnoliopsida; Brassicales; Brassicaceae
Product: Histone superfamily protein
Exons: 1
Coding region: 69-479 (136 amino acids)
Cellular component (GO): nucleus; nucleosome; chromosome
Molecular function (GO): DNA binding; structural constituent of chromatin; protein heterodimerization activity
Source: RefSeq, marked reviewed